AGAUAGGUGUGUACUUACAGAUAAGACGAGCAAUGCAGAGGUGCUGUCCAGCGUUUUAGUUCGAACACUGGUAGGAAACGUUAAGGUAGUUCACAACUCCAUGACGAUCAGCUGAGACGAAUACAAUAUUCAACAUAAUGAAAACAAUGAGUAGUGGAUGCGUGGCCAUUGCAGCAGUCUUUCUCUCUAUGGUGGUAUAUGUAGCCAAAGCACAGGUUACACCACAAGAAGAUGACUCAGUUCCUUUGAGCGUUCUUAUCACCAUAUGUGUAGUGGUGUUUUUUGCCACAGUUCUAGGAGUAGUCUGUUUCAUUCAGUUCUGUAUCAAGAACUACAACCCGUUGGAUUACUGUUUCUUCUUUUGUACAAAAGACAAAGAAUCUCCUCCUGCUGUGCAAAAAAAUGAACUGGGCACGCUAGACGGUUAUGAAAGCCAGACAGACACCAGGAAACUUGUCCGUGAAUCACAUGUACAGGCUACAGGUCACGGGAGACAGGUCCUCGUGAUGCAAACAGAAGAUCUUUAUGCUCGAAUUAACAAACCUGGAAAGAGGAAGGAAAUUGUAGAAACAACUGAGAUAGAUGGGGGAAUAGAAAAUGCUGCCCACACUGUCAGUACUGACGUUUUCACUAAAGACACCGUUAGUGGUGAAAGUAGGGCAACCGAGAAUCUGUACUCUGAAACUACAACUACGACAACCUCAAAUCAAAGGGAGAACGUCUUUGUCCACGAUAAUAAUAUUAUACUUAGAGCGCCACCAGCAAGAUAUAGAUCUGAAUCCUUCAAAGAAGACAUGGUAGAUGGAGAAGUUCGUACUGAGAGAUAUACUUACAGUACAGGAUAUACACCAUCAUCUUCAAGAGAGAAGCUGGUUGUGAAUAUGUCUGGUGAUGACUCAGAAAGGAUGCGCUAUUAUCUUGAACAAGUGGAGGGCCGAAAGGAAGUCUACACGAAUGAGAGUGGUGAGACUGUUAUAAUGGUGAGAGAUGAGCCAGAAGUACAUGAUAUUGAAAGUAAUUUGAAUAUACAAAAUGAGGAAAAUGGUUACAUGAAUGAAGAAGUUAGGCGUGUGGUUACGAGAAAAGUGGUUACAGAAGAAUACCAACGAGACCAACCACAACAGCUUAGGCAAGAGACUCACGUAAUUCGAUCGGCACCAGCUGUGACCAAAGUGGGAAACAUUCAGCAAGAUGAUGAUAUGUCUUCAGGAAACCAUGUGGAGAAUAUGGAAGUCAGUCGUAAUUACAUUGUAAGAGAAGCCGUAGAUGAUGGCGAUGAUGCCCAGUUACAGGCUGCUAUUCAGGAGAUUGAGACAGUGACCUCAGAAGCACCAGGGCAGGUAUCCGAAAGACGUGAAGUGCGAGUACUACAAACAACUACAACAACUACUACUAGCAGAAAUGAAGAGCAAGCGUCAUCGCCUACAUCAAUACUGACAGAACACAAAGAGGCACAUUACAUUCAAAGCCAAGCGGAGCAGAAAGCAGACAUUCCCACUGAAGAUUACAUUAUUGUCCAAGAUGAUGACACCAAAAUGGAUGAACACAUUCAAAGAAGAGGGAAAAGCAUGAUGGCGAUUCGGGAGAAUCAAACUAGGAUCCAAGGCAAUGCAAACAGACAUUCAUAUCAUGGCCAUCAUCAAUCAAGUGUUGAAGUUCAAAAAUCACAACCAACGGAAUUAGUCGUUUCAUCCCAGUCAGGUAGUCAGACUACUACAAGACGUGAAGUUGUUGAAAGUUCAAUGCCAUCGACACAAACAUAUGUUUAUCAAGAACCAGAGUCACAGGAACAUCGAACGACUGUAACUGAACAGCGAAUUGUACAAGCUGGACCAGAGGUUAUGAAGACAUAUGUAUAUGAAACACCUGAAAAUCAGUCGCAACAAUCAAUAGUUAGACGUGAGGAAAGAGUUAUAACAAGUGCUCCUCACCAGGUUAUAACAGCUAGAGCAGACGAAAUACCAGACAGCCAAGAAGACAGAACAAGAAGGGAACAACAAACUGUUAUUAGACGAGAAGAGAGGAUUGUACAAGCUGGCCCAGAAAUUGUUAAAACAUAUGUAUAUGAAACACCUGAAAAUCAGUCGCAACAAUCAAUAGUUAGACGUGAGGAAAGAGUUAUAACAAGUGCUCCUCACCAGAUUAUAACAGCUAGAUCAGACGAAAUACCAGAGAGCCAAGAAGACAGAAUAAGAAGGGAACAACAAACUGUUAUUAGACGAGAAGAGAGAAUUGUACAAGCUGGACCAGAGAUUGUUAAAACAUAUGUAUAUGAAACACCUGAAAAUCAGUCGCAACAAUCAAUAGUUAGACGUGAGGAAAGAGUUAUAACAAGUGCUCCUCACCAGAUUAUAACAGCUAGAUCAGACGAAAUACCAGAGAGCCAAGAAGACAGAAUAAGAAGGGAGCAACAAACUGUUAUCAGACGCGAAGAAAGAAUCGUACAGAAUGAUCCUCAAAAAAUAGUGACAACAAAUGUAUAUGGAGAUACAUCAAGUCAGGGUGAGAGUACUGUGGUACGUGAAGAACGCUAUAUAGAAAGAACUGGACCAACAACGACAAAGCAUGUGUAUAUCAGUGAAGGUGAUCAUGGCGAAAGUCGAGUGAUAACAAGAGAAGAGGAGAUUAUUGAAGACAAUCCCAGCACAGUUGUAACCACAACAGAUGCUACAGAUGGCGCUGCUCAAGCUGAAGUCACUUAUCGUGUUAUUAAACGGAGAAGUCAAAUAGUGGAACAACCAGAAGAGGAAUCCAGAGAAACGUCAAAUAAAGAAUGGUAUGUGUCAUCUGCUACACUCUUGGCACCAAAACAAUUAGAAACAGUUUAUGUUGAUCUUGGGCCUGACGAAAUGCUCAAGGGUGACAAGGAGACAAAAACUACCACAACCACAACAACUACGUACACCGUGGACACAGGGGAACAGUGAGAACAUGUCUAUCUCCGUGACACCACAAAUAUUCCAGCAUCAGUAUAUGUAAACCCUCAUGAUGACAGAAAACAUCAUUAACUAUGUGUAUAGUUAAAUUACUUGGAACUGGAUACUUAAAAUAUUAGAAACUGUAAACUCAAAGAAGUGUACAGUUAAAUACGUACAUGUUUUAAUUUGCAUAUAUCCGGAUCAAAAGAAAUAAUACAGUUCUACAAACGGCAAUUAGCAACACAAAUUCAGAUAUAUAUUACAAAUAACUAUCGGCAUAUUAGAGUGUCACGAAAUUGAUGACUUUUGAUUCUAAUAUCUAAACAAAACACAGUCAGUUACCAUAGACGUAAGAUUCGUAGGU
Saccoglossus kowalevskii is the source of this 3282-nucleotide messenger RNA. RefSeq lists its product as uncharacterized. The record is from RefSeq and is a predicted model, not a curated record. Lineage: Eukaryota; Metazoa; Hemichordata; Enteropneusta; Harrimaniidae.